Messenger RNA from Polypterus senegalus (gray bichir), 2262 nucleotides. RefSeq names its product gastrula zinc finger protein XlCGF57.1-like. Gene Ontology annotation, biological process: regulation of transcription by RNA polymerase II. The transcript has 3 exons. Lineage: Eukaryota; Metazoa; Chordata; Cladistia; Polypteriformes; Polypteridae. The coding region runs from base 677 to 2167 and encodes 496 amino acids. Gene Ontology annotation, molecular function: DNA-binding transcription factor activity, RNA polymerase II-specific; RNA polymerase II cis-regulatory region sequence-specific DNA binding. The record is from RefSeq and is a predicted model, not a curated record.
AGAACAUCAACAAAUUUGAAAAUGUCUGCCAUUGCAGCAAGCCAUGGAAUUAAAGAACGAGUUUAAUUAACGACGAGACUCGGCACCUAACGAAGCAGUUCCUUCAGGCCCACAUCACAUCUCGACGGUGUGUUCUUAGAAAAAAACAACAAAAUCAACAGUUCUGGAAAUGUCUUCUGUGGAAGAAUGAAAGCCCGAUCAAGCCAUUAAAUUAAAUAACUGGCUUUAAUUAACAACAAGAAAUGGCCUCUAACUUAGAAGCUGGUUGGACGGAGCUGGUCAUCGGUGGGCUCGCUUCACAUCUCAUUUCCAUUUGAGUGCAGUUUAAGGAAACAAUGAAGCCAUUCAGAGAGCUGAAUCUUCAAAUCCAAGUCAAAUUAAACGAAGGGAAAAGGAGUUAGGCCGGCACGGUGGCACAGUGGUAGGAUUGCUGCCUCGCAUUUGGGGGACCUGUUUCUCUUCUCGGUACUCAAAUGUGGCACUUGGUGCCCACCUGCCAAGUUCUUCUGCCUGCCUAAGAUAAAAAAACAAAGCCUCCACAUGGCCAUGCGGUGUGGUGCCUAAUGGUCUGCAGGUCAGGGCUGGCCGUGUGAGAGAAGUGGACCUUAGAAAAGAAAAGCAGACGCUGGACAGAGAGUGAAGAGUUUUUCACGGAGGGAGAGAGAGGGGGGACAGUAUGGAUAAAAAAGUAGCACGUGUUAAGCAAGAGGACUGUGAGUGGGGUGAACUGGAGAGUUUCUAUGAGAAGUUGGAGGAGCGUGAUGGAAGAAUGUCACCUUUUAAAGAGGAGGAGUGUCGGGAGGACCGUGAAGGAAGAAUGUCACCUUUUAAAGAGGAGUGUGGGAUGAACCGUGGAGGAAGAAUUUCAGCUUUUAAAGAGGAGGAGGAGAAGUGUGGGGGUGGAACUGUUCAGGUUAAAGCCGAGGAUUCAGAAGAUGCUUCCGAAAUUCCGGAAUUGCAAAAGCCUAAAACUGAAAAUAUGUUAGUGCGAGAUAAUUGUGAGCCAUCUCCUUCCGGUUUACAACCUUGCCUCGCUACUAUGGGACAGCGGGCUAUGCAGCAGAAUUCCAUGGAACUGAAAUCUGAGAAAUUGGAGUUUGAGGAGAAAAUAAGUGAAGGAAAAAAUGGCAGAGAAACAGAAGAGCAUCGGUCACCACGGAGUGUGGAAAUAAAUUUCCAGGACAAUGGCAGCUUCUCCCCACAAUCAUUCGCUCAGACAUCUGUUCAAUGUGAACUGCAGCACAACCAGGACAUGGAGACAAUGAAGAAAUCAACAAGAGGAUCUAAGAAUUGGACUCCAGCCUCCUUCCAGUGCAAUUCUCUCCCUGCUGUCAAAUUAACAAGGAUAGAAGCUAUCGACAGGUUUCAAGAAACCGUGCGUAAUACUGGCCAGGGGGCAUUAUACGCCAGUCAAGAGUAUGGAAAAACUUUUAAAAACCAAUCUGACGGUAAAGAUAAGUCAAUUCAUGCAACCCGUAAACCAUAUGAGUGUCAUGCAUGUGGCAAACUAUUUUCACUGAAAAACAGCCUACAGAGACAUAAAAAGAUUCACACUGGAGAAAAACCCCACUGCUGCUCAGAUUGUGGCAAACGAUUCCUCGAUAGCAUAGCUCUCGAGCGGCACAGACGCGUACAUACUGGGGAGAAGCCAUUCAACUGCGUCAAGUGUGGCAAAAGAUAUUCUCGUGACAGCAGUCUUCACAAUCAUUUAAAAAUUCACAAAGGUGAAGAUGUUUAUUUUUGCUCUGAAUGUAGCCAAGGAUUCACACUGUUAAGUGAUUUUCAUAACCACUUGAGAAUUCACAGUGGAGGGAAGCCUUAUUGUUGCACUGAAUGUGGCAAACAGUACAUACAGAGAGGCAGCCUACAGAAUCACAUCAGAAUUCACACUGUGGAGAACCCUCACUGUUGUUCACAGUGUGGCAAACGAUUCUCAAAACUAAGCCGUCUGCAGAGACAUACACGGAUUCACACAGGAGAAAAACCGUACAGCUGUUCAGAAUGUGGGAAACAAUUCACUUGCAGUGGCAAUCUUUACAGCCACACACAAAUUCACACUGGCGAGAAGCCGUAUUGCUGUUCUGUAUGUGGUAAACGAUUUGCACGUAGCAACGGCCUUCGGUACCACUCAGAUAUUCACAAGAGGAGAGAAAAGAGUCAAAUCUGAGCUAAAUGUGUGCAUGUGUGUGACGUAAAACUGUGCUCGGGGUGCUGGGGAUACUCUUUGAAACAUGGGUAUAAAAUUAAAACUUAUCCUAAUAA